AUGCAGGAUUCUACCUCGCCGUCGCCGUCGCUCCCCUCCACCCCUUCGAUCCGAUCUUCGGUCGCCCUUUCAGCGAAAUUACCCUAUCCAAAACGAUCAAAUGCGACUAUAUCUGAUGCUCAGAGAAAAGCCUUACGUAUCUUUGCAUUUGAUACACGUCCUAAGCCUACCCAGAAAGCUUGUGCUGCAUGGUUUCAAGAGAAAUUCGGCCGAAUAAUCGAUCGUACGACAGUUUCUCGAACCCUUUCAUCUCAAUAUAACUACCUAGAUAAUAGCGAAGCUGGGACUAAAUCAAGAAAGUCUACCGCACACUGGCCGCUGUUAGAUGAGGCUUUAUUUCAGUGGCAACGACGUCAUACAGAGAAGGGGUUUCCUAUGACUGGACCUCUGAUUCGGCUUAAAGCUGCAGAAUAUUGGAAGAAGAUGCCGAUGUACAAAGAUCAGACUAUGCCUGCAUUUAGUGAUGGCUGGUUGACUGGCUUUAAACGUCGAUAUUCAAUCAGAUGGCAUACCUUCCAUGGUGAAGCUGCCUCGGUCCUAGACUCGAUAUAUCAUGAGAUGAAAGCGAUCCAGAUUAUCUAUGAUGAAUAUGCACCUGAGGAUAUCUAUAAUAUGGAUGAGACUGGUCUUUACUGGCGUCGUAUGCCUAAUGGUGGGCUUACAUCUGAAGGUCGACCUGGCCAGAAAAGAGACAAGACUAGGAUAACUAUUGUCGUAGCAUCGAAUGCGACUGGUUCGGAUCGAUUACCUCUCUGGAUUAUUGGAACUGCAAAGACACCUCAUGCAUUAAGGGGUGUUAAUAUGGCUUCUAUUGGAUGUAAGUGGCGUCAUAAUAAGAAGGCUUGGAUGCGACACGAAAUUAUGGAACAAUGGUUACGUACUUUUUACCUAUGGAUCGGUAGGCAAAGACAUGUACUUCUGUUAAUGGAUAAUUUCAGUGCACAUCUUGUAGCUCUUGAAAAGGCGCCACCGCCGUCUAAUAUAAGGAUAGUCUUCUUCCCAGCGAACGCUACAUCUAUCUACCAGCCCCUUGAUCAGGGUAUUAUCCAAAACCUCAAGCAUUAUUAUCGCAAGAGCUGGAUGUAUUAG
Molecule: messenger RNA, 1089 nt
Organism: Penicillium taxi
Lineage: Eukaryota; Fungi; Ascomycota; Eurotiomycetes; Eurotiales; Aspergillaceae
Exons: 1
Coding region: 1-1089 (362 amino acids)
Cellular component (GO): nucleus
Molecular function (GO): DNA binding
Source: RefSeq, a predicted model, not a curated record